Prorocentrum cordatum is the source of this 306-nucleotide messenger RNA. NCBI's taxonomy places the organism in Eukaryota, Dinophyceae, Prorocentrales, Prorocentraceae. The record is from the annotation of a GenBank genome assembly.
AUGGCGACUGGGCCAGGAUCGGCGGCAGCUGGUGACAAGCUGAACGCAGACCCCUGGGCCGAGUCCGCUGCGAGUCUGCCCAACCGCAAGGACGGGGCCGCCCAGCUUCCAGCACACAUCCGCAAAGAGCCUGAGGAAGCCAUGGCGGCGCAGAUCAAGACGGCCUCCGACAAUUUCGAGACUACAGCGAAGAAAGUCACGGACGAGGCACGCAACUCCUUUUUGCAAUCAAUCACGAACAUCACUGCCAACUUGUCGACGCGCCAGGGCGCCAACGAGCACGACCUUCUGGUCUUGCAGCAGUGA